This is a messenger RNA of Rosa rugosa (rugosa rose), 1604 nucleotides long. RefSeq names its product probable protein phosphatase 2C 27. The record is from RefSeq and is a predicted model, not a curated record. NCBI's taxonomy places the organism in Eukaryota, Viridiplantae, Streptophyta, Magnoliopsida, Rosales, Rosaceae. The transcript is spliced from 5 exons. Gene Ontology annotation, biological process: protein dephosphorylation. The coding region runs from base 367 to 1524 and encodes 385 amino acids. Gene Ontology annotation, molecular function: protein serine/threonine phosphatase activity; cation binding.
AAUAAAUAAAUAAAUAAAAAAUGAAAAUGAAAAAGAAAGCAUUUUUGAGUUUGAGAGCUUCGGAGACUUGGGCAAUUCUUUUCCUCUCCUUUUCCAAAUUCUCUUUCAGGGAUCUUUGAAGAUUUUCAUCUCAGCUUACCACAGCUGUACGGCAAGUACCCAACAAAGUGUUUGAAGAAACAACAGAAAGGGAGGAUUAGUAUUGAAACCAUUGUGUGGUGCCGUUUGGGGUCUGUUCCUGAUCUCUUUAAUUGAAGCUCUUGAAGUUUGAACCACCUUUUUGUAAUAAAAAAGAGGAGCGCGCUGGAGAGGGAAUACUUGGGAUCGAAUUUUCGAUCAAGGAGUGGAUUAUGUUUUGGAAAGAAAAUGGCUGCAGGGACAGAUACCCCAUCUUCACUUUCCAUGUUAGAUGGCAGUUACAGAAAGAACGUAACUGUUACAAGGGACGAGAAAUCAAAUACUUUUGAGAACAUGAAGCAAUCCAACAUCGGCAAACCUCCUAGGCAUCUUUCAGCUAUUAGGAACUGUGUCAGCUCUGCCCAGUUGGCUCCUGCAACUGAAGUGGAGUUCGAUAGUGGGAUUGUUAGCUCAAAAUCCUCGUCAGAUAGUAAUUCACCAUUUGUACCUAUUUUUCGGUCCGGAAGCUGUUCAGAGAUUGGACCGAAACAAUUUAUGGAGGAUGAGCAUAUCUGUAUAGACAAUAUUCUUGAACAUCUAGGAUCUACUGCAGACUUUCCUUCUCCUGGAGCUUUCUAUGGGGUUUUUGAUGGCCAUGGUGGUACAGAUGCAGCUUCUUAUAUCAGAGAGAAUAUUUUGAGGUUUAUAGUGGAGGAUUCACAUUUCCCUUUUUGUGCUAAGCAAGCUAUUAAGAGUGCUUUUCUAAAGGCUGACCAUGCUUUUGCUGAUAAUGGUACUCUUGAUAGUUCCUCUGGUACCACUGCACUUACUGCCCUUAUCUCUGGAAGGACGAUGCUAGUUGCCAAUGCUGGAGAUUGUCGAGCUGUUCUGGGAAGAAGAGGCAGGGUGGUGGAACUUUCCAAAGACCAUAAACCAAAUUGUGCUUCAGAAAGAGUAAGAAUUGAAGAACUGGGAGGCGUGGUGUAUGAUGGAUACCUCAACGGCCAAUUGUCAGUGGCACGAGCACUUGGAGAUUGGCACAUGAAAGGGUCCAAAGGUUCCUCUUGUCCCUUAAGUGCAGAACCGGAGCUUGAGGAGACAAUUCUGAGUGAGGAAGAUGAGUUCUUGAUCAUAGGUUGUGAUGGACUGUGGGAUGUGAUGAGCAGCCAGUGUGCCGUCACAAUUGCAAGGAAAGAAUUGAUGCUUCACAAUGAUCCUGAAAGAUGCUCCAGAGAGCUAGUUAGAGAAGCUCUCAAGCGUGAUACAUGUGAUAACUUGACCGUCGUAGUGGUAUGCUUCUCCCCAGAACCACCGCCUCAGCUUGAGAUCCCAAAGUUCAAGUUCAAGAGGAAUAUAUCAGCAGAAGGUCUGAAUCUUCUGCAGGAGGUACUAGAUAGUAAUGUAUGACCAGAUUAGAUGCUCAAACAUCAUGUUUGUGGAUGAUAUUGAUUAUGAUUAUUGAAGGAUCAGUCUUUUUCUCUCUUUUA